Lithohypha guttulata is the source of this 1479-nucleotide messenger RNA. RefSeq lists its product as uncharacterized. NCBI's taxonomy places the organism in Eukaryota, Fungi, Ascomycota, Eurotiomycetes, Chaetothyriales, Trichomeriaceae. Gene Ontology annotation, molecular function: RNA polymerase II complex binding; chromatin binding. The transcript has 2 exons. The record is from RefSeq and is a predicted model, not a curated record. Gene Ontology annotation, biological process: transcription elongation by RNA polymerase II. The coding region runs from base 1 to 1479 and encodes 492 amino acids. Gene Ontology annotation, cellular component: Cdc73/Paf1 complex.
AUGGCUUCCAAGGAGUCGUACAAGCAAGACCUGGUCAUCAGCAUCAGAUAUCGGAAUGACCUACCACCACCGCCUAUGCCACCGAAGCUGCUCGAGAUCGACACUGGCGGCCUACAACAAUAUCUCGACCCGGGCUUCGCUGCGAGCAUAGCCAAACGAGAAGAACCAAAUAUUGAAGCCGAUGCAGAGGGAGGCAUGCCUAUAGAUGUGAUCGGCAUGUAUGGCUACUUUGAAGGAGACGAGUCCUCAAUCAUGGCUCCAGAAGUUCCGCCAAUACUGCAUCCGGACGAUGAGCUGCUGAUGCUCGGCCCAGAACAGUUAAAGGCUGGUGGUCCUGUUUCCGGCACAAACUUCCUGCGCAAAACACAAUACUUGACUGCCACCGCUGCUGUUGCCAACGAUCCUUCGCGCAUGGUUCAAUCACGAGCACGGAAGGAUGCCCGACCGAAGCAGCAAGUCUUACCAAGAAACGAUAAAGAGAAUGUAAAGAGGAAUAUCCAGAAAGCCUUCGAUCUAGCAUACCCACACUCGAAACAACAAGAUUCAACCUCUUACCCGGUCUCACAGGCUGAACUCGGAUUUUACCCCUUACUCCCCGACUUUGAUGCCAACACUGCUAUCAGAUCUUCCUGGAAUCUUCUACGUUUCGACAAACCGCCGCUACCCGCAAUCAGAGGUCAUCACCGCGAUAAUCGUAUCGAUGCCGCCUUUCUGAUGGCCACUGAACACCCUGAGAGCAUGAAAGUCUGGGAAGAGCAAAAGAAAGCUUAUGAUCAGGAUCCCAAGAACUUUGAUAACCCCGGAAAUCCACCUGCUGCAUGGUCGUUGCUCCUGCCUAGGGAUCAAGCAGCUACCCCUCUAAUACGUACAAUCAUGAAUCAAAGGCAUCCCGAGCAUGAUUAUGAAGGUCACAUGGCUAGAGUGGCAGAACCAGAUGAAAGAGAUGAUGACAGACUCAAGAUACCUUUCGACCUCGCUCGCUUUUACAGCAAUGCACUCUCCAAAGACAACGAUCCUGGGAGACACACUCGCCAGGUAGUCGUCACUCUUCCUAAAAGCUCAAACAAAUCCCGGGCCCAUUAUUACCCUAUCGGCCAAGUCAACAAGCUCAUGGGAGACCGUGCCAAUCUCGGCUCGAGCCUCAAAUCCUCCAUGGUGCAAGAUCUACCAGAUCAAGUCAUGAUCGCUCCUCGAGAAUUAAGCAACAUUGAACUCGAAUAUAGAGCUUCGGACAGAGAGGACUUUGAUCCUGCCUUUGCGUCCACUUAUGCUGAGAUUGAGGCUGCAGCUCGGAGAGAAAAGGAGGAACAACCACCAGACGUCGCUACCAAUGAAAAUCUCGAUGAGAAUUCGUUGGCCCCAAACGUUGAUGCUGUGGUCGAAGCUGCUACAGAGAGACAGGCAGAAGAUACUGCGGCCGGAAGAGGUGAGGAUGUGCGGAUGGAGGACGCCAGGCUAGAUGGUGAUGAUGAGCCUUGA